Molecule: messenger RNA, 1810 nt
Organism: Cladophialophora immunda
Lineage: Eukaryota; Fungi; Ascomycota; Eurotiomycetes; Chaetothyriales; Herpotrichiellaceae
Exons: 3
Coding region: 245-1627 (460 amino acids)
Biological process (GO): intracellular iron ion homeostasis
Source: RefSeq, a predicted model, not a curated record
GUUCAGACCGCUUUCCGAAUUCUCCCUUGGUCGUGUCAUGGCCCCAUCGUCGCGACCAGGAAUGCCAUUGUCGGAGAAUGGAGUCUUUGGUUAGAGGCACAGUCUGGUUGCAUCAACUCUACCCAAAGAGGGCAAGGAUCCAGGCUCUCCCAGUUGUCGGCGGACCAAGAAAUCGUUCUGCGAGCCUCGAUCCUCCUAUGUCAUCGAUCGAGGUCUCACCAAUGCUUCCACCGCUGCGACAAUUAUGAUCCAGCAUUCAGGCACGUUCAUGGAUGGCAACAAGGUCACCGAUAUGCCACCUCUCGACUUGGUGUGUGUCGGGUUUGACAUCACCGGCAUCGCCAACGCGGUCGCUUUGAACGAACGAAAUGGGCUCAGCAAGGAUACAAUGUUCCUGGAACCGCAAUUGGAAGCCUUCUGGAAGCCACUCCGGUGUACACCUGCCUCCAGACUGAGGACCUCAUUUCUCAAUGACUUGAUCACCUCGGAGAAUCCGCGUUCUCACUACACCUUCCUCAAUUACCUCCAUGCGACCAAUAGGCUCAUCUUAUAUGCCAACAGCGCUCAGCUUUGCCCGUCUAGGGAGAUGUUCAGCGAUUAUCUGAGGUGGUGUGCUGGCCGCCUUCAGGCGCAAGUCCAUUACGGCAAGGUAGCCACCAACGUGCGACCAUUGAGAGACGGGAACGGGCACGUCGCUGCUUGGGAAGUGGUCUUUGUGGAUGCCGUGACGGGGGAAAAGAAAGCUGUCAUAGCCAAGCAGGUCGUCUAUGCCGCAUCGCAUCAUCCCCAUGUCCCAAAAGCACUCCGCUCUCCUGCUCUUCAAACUCUCGUCCUGCACUCCUCAGAGUAUCUCGAAGCCCUUCCGACACUAUUGCGUGACAACCCGAGAGCGCGCAUCGCAGUUCUAGGAAAUGGCCAGAACGCAGCGGAGGCAUUUGAUCAACUUCAUGGGAUACGGGGAGAGCACGAAGUCAUUUGGUUUACCAAAGAGGCGGUCCUUCGAGGAGAUGACGAGACACCAUUCCUAUUGGAAAGCAUCAUGCAUCCAAAAUCAUCAAAGCAACAGACCAUGCCACCCGAGAUCAGGAGAAGAGAAGUCAAUGCAGCCUCGUCCUUGACCUCUAGUUCGUCAAUUGAACCGCGCCUCCUGAGACGGAUAUACGAUGCCCAGUACGAUUUCAGCGUCAAAGAGCCGGACCCCAAGAAGUGGAGAUUCCAAAUCAGACCCCAACAUGAAGCUGUGCAUGCGGAGAGAACUGCCGACGGACGCGUGCGACUCUUCGUGCAAAGUCCCGGCAGUCCAAACGACCCAGGAACAUUCGACGCCGUCAUUUCCGCGACCGGCUUUGAGCAACACGCCCAUUAUAGAGCUCUUGAGCCUUUACAGGCGCUGCUCGACGGCCCCAGUGUCGCGGUAGAUCGCGAAUACCACAUCAACUUCAGAAAGGGCGUUCUCGCGCCCGGGUGCGGGAUCUGGCUUCAGGGAUCGCUUGCCGACGACGGAGACCAAAAUGACGACAGCCUUCUCCAAAUUCUCGCAGAAAGAAGUAGACGUCUGGCAGAGUCGGUCCUGCGUCGGAGAGCCGAGCAGACCACUUCGGAGGAGGAGAGGUCGGCGCGGCUGUAACAUUGGCCGCCUUUGGGAUCGCGCGACGUGGAUCAGGGCCUGGAACUGGGAUAUAUAUAGAGAGAGGGAGAGAGAGAAAAAAAAAAAGCUAACUCUUUUAGUCUGUACAUAGAGUAUGCAUUGUGAUUCUGGGGAAACCUUCUCACCGCCGACGCCUGGUUCCUACAACUUCGGUCUCCCUUU